This is a messenger RNA of Sesamum indicum (sesame), 3719 nucleotides long. RefSeq names its product no exine formation 1 (gene NEF1). The record is from RefSeq and is a predicted model, not a curated record. Lineage: Eukaryota; Viridiplantae; Streptophyta; Magnoliopsida; Lamiales; Pedaliaceae.
UGUUUUUUUUUUUUAGAUUAACGCUCAGAAAGUCUAAAUUCACACAGCUAUCUUUGACUCCCCCUUUGUUAUACUCACUCCGAUCUGAUCAGGAAAAUCAUUCACCGCCGCCGGCCAAAUGCUGCCGCCGGAGCUCCAUCCACGGGCCUUCCGCCCGUACAUAUCCCCCUCCGCCAGCGCCCCCUCUUUCGCCUCGUCCUCCUCCUAUAACGGCGACCAAAACCCUAACCCUAGCCCCACCUCUUCCUUCUAUUACGGCGUAGCCGGUAGUAGUAGCAGCAGCAGUAGCCGUCGCGCCAGCUCCUCCAUGAAGAAUUCCCGAUUCUCCCCUUCCUCCUUCGUCCACAACGCCAGAAUUGCCGUCGCUCUCGUCCCAACCGCCGCCUUCCUCCUUGACCUCGGCGGCUCACCGGUGGUCGCCACCCUCGUCGUCGGUCUCAUGAUUGCCUACAUCCUGGAUUCUCUCAACUUCAAAUCCGGGUCCUUCUUUGCCGUCUGGUUUUCCCUCGUCGCCUCACAGAUCGCGUUCUUCUUUAGCUCUUCUCUUUUCUACACCUUCAAUUACGUGUCGCUCGCUCUCCUUGCUUCCUUCACUUGUGCAAUGGCGAACUUCUUAAUCGGAGUUUGGGUUUCGCUUCAGUUUAAGUGGAUACAAAUCGAAUAUCCAACCAUUGUGCUUGCUCUUGAACGCCUCUUGUUUGCCUGUGUUCCGCUUAUAGCUUCCGCUAUUUUUACGUGGGCAACUGUUUCUGCAGUUGGUAUGAUUAAUGCUGCUUACUAUCUCAUGGUUUUUAAUUGCAUUUUCUAUUGGCUUUACUCAAUUCCUCGAAUAUCCUCAUUCAAAUUGAAACAAGAAGUGAGUUACCAUGGGGGUGAGGUUCCCGAGGACAGUUUUAUUCUUGGGCAGCUCGAGAGCUGUGUGCACACCCUGAAUCUCGUGUUCUUUCCUCUGUUAUUCCAUAUUGGCUCGCACUACUUGAUUAUUUUUUCAUCUGGUGCUGCUGUUUGCGAUUUGUUCCUCCUUUUCUUCAUUCCCUUUCUGUUUCAACUUUAUGCCUCCACAAGAGGGGCUUUAUGGUGGGUUACUAAGAAUGAGCAUCAGUUGCGGAGCAUUCGGUUUGUCAAUGGUGCAGUGGCAUUGGUUGUCGUUGUUGUUUGCUUGGAGGUUAGAGUUGUUUUCCAUUCGUUUGGGCGGUACAUACAUGUUCCGCCACCGCUGAAUUAUCUUCUUGUCACCAUUACAAUGCUUGGAGGUGCAGUUGCUGCUGGUACUUAUGCUGUUGGCAUGGUGUCUGAUGCAUUCAGCUCUCUGGUCUUUACUGCUUUAGCCGUCAUUGUCAGUGCUACUGGAGCGGUUGUUGUGGGAUUUCCUAUUCUGUUCCUUCCGCUCCCAUCAAUAGCUGGAUUUUAUUUGGCUCGCUUUUUCACAAAGAAGAGUCUGCCAUCGUACUCGGCAUUUGUUGUGCUAGGGAGCUUGAUGGUGAUGUGGUUCGUGAUGCAUAACUAUUGGGACUUGAAUAUUUGGGUAGCAGGCAUGUCAUUGAAAUCAUUCUGUAAGCUUAUAGUUGGCAGUGGAAUUCUGGCGAUGGCAAUUCCUGGUUUAGCUGUUCUUCCACCAAAACUUUCUUUCCUGACUGAAGCUGGAUUGAUCAGCCAUGCAUUGUUGCUGUGCUAUAUCGAAAAUAACUUUUUUAACUAUUCCAAUGUGUACUAUUACGGGAUGGAUGAGGAUGUGAUGUAUCCGAGUUAUAUGGUUGUUAUGACUACUUUUGCGGGUUUGGCCAUUGUGAGGAGACUUUCCGUGGACCACAGAAUUGGUUCAAAGGCAGUUUGGGUUCUGAUUUGCCUGUAUUCUUCAAAGCUAUCUAUGCUUGUUAUGGCGUCCAAGGCUGUGUUGUGGGUGUCGGCUGUUCUUUUGUUAGCAGUAUCUCCUCCAUUGCUGCUUUAUAAGGAUAAGUCUAAAUCAGCGUCAAAGAUGAAACCUUGGCAAGGUUAUGCGCAUGCUGGUGUUGUUGCUUUGUCCGUCUGGUUUUGUCGUGAAACAAUCUUUGAAGUCCUUCAGUGGUGGAAUGGGAGGCCUCCAUCUGAUGGGUUACUUUUAGGCUCUUGCAUCCUUCUGACAGGAUUGGCUUGUAUACCAAUUGUUGCCCUGCACUUUUCUCAUGUCAUGUCCGCCAAGAGAUACUUGGUGUUGGUUGUAGCAACUGGUCUGCUGUUCAUCCUCAUGCAGCCACCAAUUCCUCUGUCAUGGACUUACCAUUCUGACCUAAUUAGAACAGCUCGCCAAUCAGCUGAUGACAUUUCCAUAUAUGGCUUCAUGGCAUCAAAGCCUACAUGGCCGUCAUGGUUGCUUCUUGUAGCAAUCCUUCUUACUCUUGCUGCUGUCACCUCCAUUAUUCCCAUUAAAUACAUUGUAGAGUUGAGGACAUUUUAUGCCAUUGCAGUAGGAAUUGCUCUUGGAAUUUAUAUAUCUGCAGAGUACUUUCUUCAGGCAGCAAUUUUGCAUGCCCUUAUCAUUGUCACCAUGGUCUGCACUUCUGUAUUUGUGGUCUUCACUCAUUUACCUUCUGCCUCUAGCACAAAACUUCUGCCUUGGAUAUUUGCUCUGAUUGUGGCCCUCUUUCCAGUGACAUAUUUACUGGAGGGCCAGGUGAGAAUUAAUAAGAAUUUCCUUGGAGAAAGUGGAGUUGAAGAUAUGGCUGAGGAAGACAACAAGAUUGCAACACUGCUUGCUGUUGAGGGUGCGAGGACAUCUCUUCUUGGUUUGUAUGCAGCAAUCUUUAUGCUUAUAGCUCUUGAGAUAAAAUUUGAGUUGGCUUCGCUUAUGCGGGAAAAGAUUGUGGAAAGGGGUGGGCUUCGUCAUAGCCAGUCCGGUCAAAGCAGUUUGGCUACUGUACCUCCAAGAUUGAGAUUUAUGAAACAACGCAGGGCCUCUACUAUGCCAACAUUUACCAUCAAGAGGAUGGCGGCAGAGGGAGCCUGGAUGCCGGCAGUUGGUAAUGUUGCCACUGUGAUGUGCUUUGCAAUAUGCCUGAUCUUGAAUGUGCAUCUCACUGGGGGUUCGAACCGUGCCAUAUUUUUCUUGGCACCUAUUCUCUUGCUGCUUAAUCAGGACUCAGAUUUUUUUGCUGGCUUUGGUGAUAAGCAGAGGUACUUCCCUGUUACCAUGGCUAUAUCUGCCUACUUGGUCUUGACUGCUCUCUAUAGCAUAUGGGAAGAUGUAUGGCAUGGAAAUACAGGCUGGGGCGUUGAUAUUGGGGGACCUGAUUGGAUAUUUGCUGUCAAGAAUGUGGCCCUCCUUAUCCUGACAUUGCCAAGCCACAUCCUUUUCAACAGUUUUGUUUGGAGCUACACAAAGCAGGCAGACUCAAGGCCGUUGCUUACUAUACCCCUCAAUCUGCCAUCAGUCAUAAUAACGGACAUUAUCAAGAUUAAGAUCUUGGCGCUACUUGGAGUUAUAUAUUCCUUGGCCCAGUAUCUAAUUUCAAGACAACAAUAUCUGUCAGGGUUGAAGUAUAUUUAGAAAGCUAUACGUACCCUGUACAAUAUGUUACGAGAAUUUUCAAGUUAGAUUUGCAAGUUUGAGGGCUAAUAUACCCUAAUUGUUGCUUAAUUGACGCAUGAGAUUUUGGUAAAUGGUCAGGUGCAUGAGCUAAGUUAACUGCUGGAAGCUGUUGCAUAGAGUUAAAAACAUGAAAUUACGUCAUCCUUGCUCGUAA